This is a messenger RNA of Rotaria sordida, 1719 nucleotides long. NCBI's taxonomy places the organism in Eukaryota, Metazoa, Rotifera, Eurotatoria, Philodinida, Philodinidae. The record is from the annotation of a GenBank genome assembly.
AUGAUAGGUGUAUCUAGUCUGUUUAUCGAUAAAGAUAAUUUAAAUCAGGAAAAAUUUGAAAAUGAAAAUGAUGAACAAAAAUUAUCAAGACCAUUCAUCGAUCCAAGUAUAACGAGUAUUAUUCUUUUUUCUGGUCAAGGUACACCAUUUGUUAUAAAAAAUUGUGUCGUAACAGUUGAUUUUAGUAUCGGUGAAAUAACAGCACUUCUCUAUGCUAGUUGUAUGACGUAUAAAGAUGGUCUUCGUUUAAUUAAGACUCAUGCUAAAUCAAUGCAACCAUCAUCAAAUGAAUAUUUUGAUAUAAACGAUUCUACUAAUGAUCACGAAGAUGGGAAUACAUUGAAUUGCAAUGUUUAUCAACUUGCUCGACGAUUGAGAAGAACGAAACCAAUUAUAUCAAAAUUUGAAUUUUUACCAAAUGAAUUAAUAUUAAACUUAUUUGAAUAUUUAUAUUGUGAUGAUAUCAUCUAUGCAUUUAAUAAUCUUAAUUAUUGUUUUCAAUUAUUAUUACAUUCAUAUGAAUAUUAUCAUUUAAAUUUUGAUCAUAUAAUAAUGAAAUCAAAAUUUAAUCUUAUUGAAAAUUUACCACUUAACAUUCAACAUGUUAAAUCAUUAACAUUAUCGAAUAAUGUUUAUUCAUGUACAAAUAUUGAACAAUGUUUAUUAAAAUAUCCCAUAGAAUUAUUUUAUAUUAGACUUCAAUCAUUGUCAUUUAUUCCGAGGGAUACUGAUCAAUUACUAUACCUUAUUUUAUUAUUACCAAAUUUUCAACAAUUAAAAUAUUUAUUAGUAUCUGAAAAUAAAUUUUAUUAUAAGUCUGACUAUGAUACAAAAAACAAAAUUCGUGAUAUAAUAUUAUUUGAAAUAAAAACAUUAAAAUACUUUACAUGGGAUGGUUCUGGUUAUGAGUUUAUAGGAGUGAAUGAAACAUUGUUAAUACAAAAAUCAACUAUCGAAUAUUAUGAAUUUGACAGAAAUACUAUAAAUAUUAAUGAAUUAAUCGAAUCAUUUAUGACAGAUUUUUGGUUAAUAGAAAAAAAAUGGUUUGUUACAUGUGAUUAUUACAUGAACGAAAGUAGCUUAUAUAUCUAUACAGUACCAUAUAUGAAAAAUAAAUUAAGAUAUUCAACAUCAUGUCAACGAAUAUUAACAGCAAAAAUAAAUGAUAUGUCAAAUAUUCGUCAAUUAAUUUUACAUGAAAUUAAAACAAAAGAUAUAAUAUCAAACGAUCAUUUUACCAAUCUACAAUCAUUAGAAAUAUGGAAAAUAUCGGGUGAUAUAAGCUAUGAUCAAUUGAAUCGAUAUUUAAAUAUAUCAUCAAUUAAAAAUAUAGUAUUUAAAACUCGAAUUAAUUCAAAUUUAUUCUAUGAUAUUUUAAAAUAUAAUACAACACAAAUAUCAAUUGAAAUAGGAAUUGAUUUUUGGUGCGUAAUGGAAUUAACAGAAAAACAAAUGAGAAAAAUAUGUUAUUUAUUUUCAAAUAUCGAACAAUUAAUUAUUAAAAGAGCAUUUAAAUCAAAUGAAUUGAUAUCAUUAUUAAUACGCAAAUUGAAACAUUUAUCUUUUUUGAGUAUAAAUUAUUCGAAAUUUGCAGCAUCAACAGAAACAAACAAUUCAGAUAUUCGACAAUGGUUAAUAGAUCAAUCAAGAACAAAAUUAAAUGAAAAUAAUUUUAUUUGUAAAUGGUCUGAAGAACAAUUUGAUUUAUGGAUCGAUUAA